Messenger RNA from Perca flavescens (yellow perch), 3393 nucleotides. It is a transcript of the gene gab3, whose product is annotated as GRB2 associated binding protein 3. Gene Ontology annotation, cellular component: cytoplasm. Gene Ontology annotation, molecular function: signaling adaptor activity. NCBI's taxonomy places the organism in Eukaryota, Metazoa, Chordata, Actinopteri, Perciformes, Percidae. The transcript has 12 exons. Gene Ontology annotation, biological process: signal transduction. The coding region runs from base 887 to 2569 and encodes 560 amino acids. The record is from RefSeq and is a predicted model, not a curated record.
UCAGAGUAUGCUCACCGUCCAGCACUGUGUCAGACGAGGGAAACCCCGAGGUCCAAAUGUCUCCCUCUGGGUCUUCGUUGUUCCACAGAGACAGGUAAUGUUUGCGGCUCACCUGAAGGGGAACAUCGCUUUGAAGCACCACACUCCUCUCCAUGCCAUGCUUGACCAGCAUGGGCAGUGAACGGACAUCCUUUAUACGGGGCAGGAGAGCAGACCUCUGUACACCACACCGGAGCUUUUCAAUGCAAAUGUAACCGUGUCCCAGUCUCCUCUCGUUGUAAACAAAAGAGCACUGCGUGAUGUUGAUGUCAGUCCCAGUCCUCAGGGUGUUUGUGUGCACCAGGUGAUUUAAGCUAGGGUGAACAAAGCAUUUGGCUCGCCAGACUCCGUCAGUGACGGUAACGUCGUAGCUGUAGCUGUCGAGCUGCUGCCCCUCGGUUUGCUCAGAUAAGUACCGCUGAAGUGCAAUUACAGCAACAGGAGCCGCCUCCUCCUCCUCAGUGUUUACUUUCAGACACUGUAUGGAGGAUAACCGCUCCAAAGUCCUCUGGAGGUAAGACGCUUGAGAAAGACCGGUGACCACCGAAGAACAGGACGAGUUAUCCUCCAUUAUGGACAGGACAUCGUCCAGAGGCGAUGUGCAUGCAGAGGCUACUUCCAACCUGAAUGACUCCUCCCACAGACUGUUUGCCCCUCUGCAAUUAAGCAGAAUAUUUCACAUCACCAGGACCAGCUCUGCGAGUGUGAUCAAUUUUUCGACUUCCUCCUUUUGGAGUGGCUAUGCUGAAUACCAGAACACAGGAUAUGCUUCGCAGUGCUCUCAGUUUUUACAGCAGCAGCAGCAGCAGCAGCAACAACCGUGAGGACGACUCGCUCUGCAGUCAAGAUGAGUGCUGGGGAUGUGGUCUGCACCGGCUGGCUCAUUAAAUCCCCCCCUGAGAAGAAAUUAAAGAGAUUUGCGUGGAGGAAACGCUGGUUCGUGCUUCGAAGAGGUCGCAUGAGCGGCAAUCCUGAUGUGCUGGAAUACUAUCAAAGUAAGAACUCCAAAAAGCCAAUCCGCACCAUCGACUUGAAAGAGUGUGAGGUCGAAAUGCUGAACGGGCAGCUCAGGAUAAAGCGAGACUUCCAUGGAAAGCACCUUUUUGUGGUAAAGACCUCAUCUCGUGUUUUCUACCUGGUGGCCAAAACUGAGGAAGAGAUGAACAGCUGGAUCAGUAGCAUCAGUCAAAUCUGCCAGUUUGGGAGCCUGGAGGAUGCAGAGAGUUCAGAAGAAGGCUUUCCUCACACCCCCACCUCCCUUCAGCCGUCCCCUGACAGCUCUGACCGAGUGUCUGUAUCAAGCCAACCAGAUUCCAGUCACCCACUGGACUACCUGUUUCUCUCACAGUGUGAGACGGGGAGUGUAAGCACUAGUAGACAUGACAGCUUUUCAAACUCUGAGAUCUCUCUGGAGCAGAAGUCAUCAGACGAUGCUGUCAGGGACAUUGUCCCCUCACCUCUUUACACCGAUUCCUCUUCCUCCUGCUUUCAUGCCAGCCCAAGUCCAUCUCUUUUCUUCCAUGGGAGGUUGACUAACCCUCCUUUCAGCGCUCCAUGCUCCUCCAUGGCACUACCGUCGUCCUCUUCCUCUCCACAACGCCACUGUGCCACAAGUGUCUUCCAGUUUGACAAACCUUAUUCUUCUGCAUCGUUUGAGGCAACGAGUGACAGACAAACACCCCCUCCGCUGCCACCCAAGUCUAAUCUCCUGUCAGAGCAGCUGAGUGAUAAUUUAGUUCGCAGGCCGAGGGCAAACCAUGCUGCAUUAUGUCUCCGGAGGACCUCUUUGUCAAACCUGGACCAUUUCAGAACAGGAGAUGCUGAUAGCAGAUUGAUGAGGAACAGGAGGCAGAGUCUUAAUCUGCAGCCUUGUUUAAAUACCACACAAGUUCAAAGCUACCAGGAUGAGUCAUAUGUCCCCAUGGCUUCCCCGUCUCCCUCUGUUACCACCAUUGAAUGUGAUGGCUACAUCCCCAUGAGCCCCGGGACAUUCAGUUUCCACAAUACAAACUGCAACUUUGAGUCCUCCACUACUCUCAGCACACCAAUGCGUCAACCUGGAGAUGUUGCGCCGCCUCCAAUCCACCGGCAUCUCAAGCCUCGCCUGAGGAGAGCUCGACCUCCACCUCUUGACUUGAGAGGCCUCUCUACAAUAACAGAAUGUCCCACUCAUCUUCCUUUGAGCAGAGCAAUGACUGAAUCAUGCUUUGCAAUGAACUGUUUACCUCUUGAUAGAAGAAUUGAAAACGUGGACAAUCCACGAGAUGAAGACACACAGUGCACUCCAAUGGAGUCAAGGCAACAUUUCUGUGUCAACUUUGAUGGAACGGUUCAACCCUGGGCGAGAAGAUCAAACCUUGACUAUUUGUCACUGGAUUUCAAUUCUGCAUCCCCCUCUCCUGUGCAGAAGCAGAAGUCCUUUCUGUCUGAUGAUCACAGAGUAGAUUACGUGCAGGUGGAUGAGAAGAAGACUCAGGCGCUGCAAAACACCAAAAUGGAGUGGACAGAUGUCAGGCAGUCAAAACCAUAAAUGGAACAUACCUGCUGAAAAAAAAUCACUUGGUUUCAAGAAAUAACACCAGCGAGGAGGACAGAAGAGGACCAAAAACUAUUUAAAAGCACUUUGAAAAACAGUAUUAAAAGUACAAGAGUAAAUAAGCAUUUAGAUGAUUGUUUGCCUAGUGGAAACACAAAACUGCACUGUAAAACUUGCACUCUCAGUAGAUCAAUUUUGUAAAUAAUACAAGAUUGUGCACUGUAUCACAAUGAUCUUUACCGUAGCAUAAUGUCUUACCAAAUUUUGAAAAGGGCAUAAUAUUGUUUCAUUGUAAAAAACGCAUGUGAGAUUUGCUGUAAAUGUAUGUAAUAAUUGUGAUUGUAAAUAAGACAACUAUUUUAAUGAUAAUAAUUAUUAAACAUAUUAAACAUUAUGAUGUUUAAAUGUCUUUCCCUAAUUAUGUAUCAUAGACCAAAAUGAUCCAUCCUGAUUAUUCUCCUGCUCCUUCUGUGACCUUCAUAUUGAAGAUGUUUUCACUUGUUUUGGUACUGUGAUUACUCUAAGAGAUUCUGGAAACAUGUCAUAGAAAUUGUUUCCUGUACAUCCACAUAACCUCCCCUUGAGGUUUGAAAAUGUUAUCUUCUGGUUUUAAGAGAGAGGACUCAGAAUAUUUUUUGUGUGUGUGACAAACCUUAUCUUGCUUCUAGCUAAACAUCACAACCAGGACUAAAAAUUCAAUAGAAGCUAAAUCUUUUUUUUAUUUUUUUUUAUUUAUUGUGUUUUGUUUAUUUAUUUAAUUAUAUGAUGUAUUUUGUCUCAUGCACAUGUCUUCCCCCACCAGCAUUUUCUAUCUUUUA